CGUCAGCCCGGGGUGAGUAGACCUGCUCCUAUUGGCCGCUGACGCUGCCCGUCAGUGGGGGGAGGUUGGGCGCGGGACCUGGAGGUCGCCGGUCACGUGAGGAGGGCCGGUUAGCUGUGGCGAUCAAAGAUCCGAUAGGAUGUUUGGUGGCGAUCGAUAGGAAGAAGCGUCCUCUCAGUGCCCGGAGCUCAGGGUUUAGGAGCUGUUGCUGUGGACGGAGAGACGGGAUCUUGAGCGGCCAUUGAAGGCAGCCAGGGUGCCAGUGAGCCCCUCUCCCAUCUGCUCGGUUGCGGGCUGAGCUUCGGUAGAGGACCACAUGACGGGGCACAACAUGGAGAAAAGUUAUGAGUGCGACGUGUGUGGCAUGGCCUGGCCAUACCCGAGCCACCUGGAGGUCCACCGGCGAGUGCACACGGGAGAACGCCCCUUCGACUGCUCAGAGUGCGGCAAGAACUUCACCCGCUACAACAACCUGCUGCGGCACAACCGUGUGCACUCCGGCGAGAGGCCCUUCACCUGCUCCGACUGUGGCAAGAGCUUCAAGACGACGAAUGAGCUGAAGAUCCACCGACGGGUGCAUACCGGCGAGAAGCCCUAUGGCUGCACCACCUGUGGCAAGUGCUUUGCCUGGUUUUCGGGGCUGCGGGCGCACCAGCAGGUGCACAACAGUGAGCGGCCCUUCACCUGCUCCGACUGCGGCAAAGGCUUCAAGUCGUCCACGGAUCUGAAAGUGCACAGGCGCCUACACACUGGAGAGCGGCCCUACACCUGCAGCAACUGCGGCAAGGGCUUCACCCGCUCCAACAGCCUGCUGGGGCACCAACGCACCCACACCGGCGAGCGCCCCUACACCUGCGCCCAGUGCGGUAAGGGCUUCACACGGUCGACCAAGCUGCUGUCCCACUUGCAGAUGCACGCUGGCGACCGUCCCUUCCCCAGCCCAGUGUGUGGAGAGCACUUUGCCAUAGCUUCCCAUGCCCUGUCUCACCAGCGCGUGCACACCAGUGGCCAGCCCUAUGACUGCCCGUACUGCGGUGAGGCGUUUGACAGCUUACAGGGGUUGCGGCAGCACCAGCGGGUCCAUGCUGGUGAGCGGCCGCACCCACAGCGGCAAGCGUUUCAAGAGCGCACGGGGGCUGCGGGAGCACCAGCGGAUGCACAGGCCACGAUGGAGAAGGUGAAGACAGACUCUACGAUGGCAAUAUAAAAAUGGACCAUCA
Messenger RNA from Amblyraja radiata (thorny skate), 1220 nucleotides. RefSeq names its product gastrula zinc finger protein XlCGF7.1-like. The transcript has 2 exons. Gene Ontology annotation, molecular function: RNA polymerase II cis-regulatory region sequence-specific DNA binding; DNA-binding transcription repressor activity, RNA polymerase II-specific. Gene Ontology annotation, cellular component: nucleoplasm. NCBI's taxonomy places the organism in Eukaryota, Metazoa, Chordata, Chondrichthyes, Rajiformes, Rajidae. Gene Ontology annotation, biological process: regulation of transcription by RNA polymerase II. The record is from RefSeq and is a predicted model, not a curated record. The coding region runs from base 317 to 1207 and encodes 296 amino acids.